AUGCUACUUCAAGAUGAUCUGUGUAUGGUCAUAGAAGGCCAGCCAGAUCGCGCAUUCAGGAACGAACGCAACAUGUAUAACAUACAGACAAAUAUCUUUGUCUGGGUUUUCAGAUGA
Molecule: messenger RNA, 117 nt
Organism: Aspergillus nidulans FGSC A4
Lineage: Eukaryota; Fungi; Ascomycota; Eurotiomycetes; Eurotiales; Aspergillaceae
Exons: 2
Coding region: 1-117 (38 amino acids)
Source: RefSeq, a predicted model, not a curated record